AUGAUUCUAAAGCUGCCUAUACACCCGAGGAGCUGCCUAUACAUCCGAAGAGCUGCCUAUACACCUCAACAAGCUGCCUAUACACCCGAGAAUCUGCCUAUACACCCCAAGAGCUGCCUGUAUACCCGGGGAGCUGCUUAUACACCCGAGGAGCUGCCUAUACACCUCAACGAGCUGCCCGUACACCUCAACAAGCUGCCCAUACACCUCAAGAAGCUGCCUAUACACCUCAACAAGCUGCCUAUACACCCGAGGAGCUGCCUGUAUACCCUAGGAGCUGCCUGUACACCCAAGGAGCUGCCUAUACACCUCAACAAGCUGCCCAUACACCUCAACAAGCUGCCUGUACACCCCAAGAGCUGCCUGUACACCUCAAGAGCUGCCUAUACACCUCAAGAAGCUGCCCACUAUCUCUUCAAGGCGCUGCAUGCAGCAGACCCCCACUCGCAGCAGCUGCUGCUGCUCAAGGCAGCAGACUGGAAGGAGAAAGCUGCUGCUGCUGCGGGCCUCGCGGAGGCCUGCGGCGCCCCCGCUGCAGCAGCAGCGGGACCAGCAGCAGCAGCAGCAGCCCCCGACCUCCAGCUGCUGCGCCUCAAAGACCCAGACUUCCUGUGUCUCCUCCUGGGCGCCAUGCUGUCUCUUGCUGCUGCGGUGCUGCAGGGCCCCGGCGGCGACGCAACAGCAGCAGCAGCAGCAGCAGCAGCGGCGGCCGGCGGCGGCCCCGGGCGCGCGCAGCAGCUGCUGCAGUCCCUGCAGCAGCAGCGGCAGCAGCAGCAGCAGCGGCGAGCAGCAGAGCUGCAGCGCGCGGAACAAACCUUCUAUUCUGUUGCUGCAGCAAACCCUAAACAUCCUGCUGCUUACUUGGGGCUUGCUGCAUGCGCUGUGCUGCAGCGCCGCUGGGCCGACGCGCUGCUGCUCUACGCCCGCCUCGUGGCCUACCUCCCAGCGCCCCGGGAGCAGCAGCAGCAGCAGCAGCAGCAGCAGCAGCAGCAGCAGCAGCAGCAGCAGGAGGGGUGCGUGUGUUACUCGGAGACGGAGUUUGCUGCUGAGCUGCGUGCUGCAGUGGGGCACUGUUUGCUGCGGCUCGGGCGGCAGCAAGAAGCGCUGCAUGCAUUUGAAAGAGCAGCAGCACUGAGCAGCCGCUGCAGCAGCGCGCUUGCUGCAGCUGCGCUGCUGCAGGGCGACAGCCGCACAGCAGCAGGGCUGCAGCAGCAAAACGAGCUGCUGCUGCAGGCGCACCUCGCGGACCCCAGCGACCCCGCCGUGCUGCUGCAGCUCUGCGGCAGGCUCGUGCUGCUGCAGCAGCAGCAAACUGCCGAGCUGCUGCUGCAGCAGAUUUGGGUCCCCCCCCACUGCGGCCACUUGGUGGCUGAGGCCAGCUACCUGCGGGGCUUGCUGCUGCAGCAGCGCGGGGAAGCAGCAGCAGCGCUGAACGAGUUUGCUGCUGCCUGCUGCCGCACGGGGCUCCAUGCAGCAGCAGCUUUUCAUGCUGCUGAAUGUGCUGUUGCUCUCAAACAAGGCCAAGAGGCCCAGCUAGCUCUUGCUGCUGUGCUGCGGCUGCUGCCCCGCUGCACUGAAGUCCUCGUGCUGCAGGCUUUCGCGCUGCUGGCGGAAGCUGACACCCUCGCUGACCAGUACCUUGCUGCUGCGCUGCAGCAGCAGCAGCAGCAGCAGCGGCAGCAGAGGGAGGCGCACGAAGACGCGGCGGCCAUGCAGGUCGACGGACACGAGCACAGGCACACCCAGCAGCAGCAGCAGCAGCAGCGAGCCACCGAAAGGGCAAAGCAGCAGCAGCAGCAGCAACAGCAGCAGCAGCAGCAAGAGAUGCUGGAGCCCUCCCAAACGGGCGUGCGCGCCGCGAGGCACUUGCAGCUGCAUGCAGAGGCUCUGCUGCUGCUGCAGCGAGCAGCAGCAGCAGACCCUCACCGGCUAAAUGUGCUGCUGGCAAUUUGCCGCUGCUGCGAAGUGCUGCUGCUCGGCGGCGGCCAGCAGCAACAGGAGCAGCAGCAGCGCGAGCUGCUGCUGCAGGCCCUCAACGCCUACGACGCCCUACUCGACGCCGUCUACCUCCAGCAGCAGCAGCAGCAGCAGCAGCAGGUGCUGCUAAGGGACAAAGUGGAGGCCUUCUUGAAUGCCGGGUGUCUCCCCUUGGGGGCGCUGCAUAAUUACGGCUGUCUCCUUUUAGCAGCAAAUAGAGCAGCAGAAGCACAGAGGCUGCUUGCUGCUCUCUUGCUGCACCUUUGCUGCCACAACAGCGCCAAGCAGCAGCAGCAGCAGCAGCAGCAGGCGCUUGGGGAAAAGGCAAGCGCACACGAUGCUGCAGGAGACGCACCCCGCAGCAGCAGCAGCAGCAGCAGGAACGGCAGCAGCAGCAGCAGCAGCAGCAGCGACGGCGAUGCUGCCCUUGCUGCACUCUGCUGCUUCAAUUUGUGUCUCUGUUUAUCUGCACUGGGCGCUCACUCGCAGCUGUCUUUGCUGCUGCGUUUCCUUGCGUCUCCUCCAGCAGCAGCAGCAGCAGCAGCAGCAGGCGGUGCUGCAGGCACGCCAGCAGCUUUGGGGAUCGCAGCAGCUGCGGAGUCCCCUGCGUCGCAGCGUUCGCCGGCAGCCGCAGCAGCAGCAACGGGACCAGCAGCAACAGCAGCAGCAGCAGCAGCAGCAGAGAUCUGGGAUGAGGACGAAAUGGCAGCGCUGCGGCCUUCAGUGCUGCGGUGUCUCCUAGUUCAUUUGGAGUUGCUGCUGCCGCUGCCGCUGCGGCAGCAGCUGCAGCAGCUGCAGCAGCUGCUGCGCAUGCAGCUGGCGCUGCAGCGGGGCUCCCUCUACGGGGCCAACUUCGCCGCCGAGGCCUUCAUCCGCAGCAGCAGCAGCAGCAGCAGCAGCAGCAGCAGCAGCAGCAAAGCAGACCUGGCCCUGGCUUGCCUUUUUGCUGCUUCCUUUCAGCUCAGCGCCGGCCGCCACGAGCGCGCGCUGCAGCUGGUGCAGCGGGCGCUGGAGGUGCAGGACCCAGCAGCAGCAGCAGCAGCAGCAGAUAAGGGCAGCAGCAGCAGCAGCAGCAAAAAGAAGAAGAGCAGCAGCGCCAAGAGACCCAGGGACCCCAUGGCGCUUUCAUUUCUUGCUGCUAUUCACUUCGCGAGAGCCAAACGCCUUUUUGCUGCAGGCCACCCCAAGGCCAACGAGGCGUUUGCGGAGUUUCGCUACAGCUGCUGCCUCGCGCUGCAGCCGCCCUUUCUGGGCAAUGCGCAUGCAGCUUUGGGGCUGGGGGUUUGGAUGGCUUACCAGGGACUGACAGCGCAGCAGCAGCACUGGCACCGCGUAGAGAUGAGGCCGCACAAGGGACUAAAGCAGCAGCAGCAGCAGCAGCAGCAAAUAAAAAAAAGAGAUAUUUACCUGGCCAUAGGGCGGCUUUUCCAUGACUGCGGUUUUUUCAUGGCGGGCAUUGAGUUGAUGCAAAUUGCCCAGAGGCGGUGGCCGCGAGACGUCCGCUUCGUAUACAACAUUGGUUUUCUGUGCGACUGCUUCCAAACGAAAGCGCUGGGGCUUCGGGGGCAGCUGGAGUCUGCGGUGUUCGUACACCUCGUGAAACACGUCACUGAGUUGCUGCUCUUUUCUUCUCGCCGAAGCAAAACAAUAAAAGCCAUUUUCGACCCUUCUAGCCAAGCUCUCAGCGCUCCCCUCAGACUCCAGGCCAAACUAGAGUUCCGCCCAUUGUCUAUAUUGGGGGGAGAGGAGGGCCCGAAGCCCCUGGUAGCAGCAGCAGCAGCAGCAGCAGCAGCAGCAGGUUUCCCCUUUUGCUACAACAGCGACGGCCGGCCGCUGCCCCCAUCCGGCUCAGCAGCAGCAAAAUCAGAAGCAGCAGCAGCAGCAGCAGCAGCAGCAGGCCUCAGCGGGGGCCCCCCAGGGGGCCCCCCAGGGGGGCCCCCCGCGGGGCCCCUAGGGGGGCCCCUGGGGGGCCCCACAGUUGUGGUGGUGCCCCCAGAAGGUAUUGAAGAAGUUCCUGCUGCGCAUGCACAGGCGGGGCCCCAUCAAGUUUCUAGAGAUAGAGUGCUGCAUCAUAUAAAUAGAAUGAUGCCAAUAUUGGAGCUGCGGUGGCUGACGCAGCAGCGGGAGCAGCAGCAGCAGCGGCAGCAGCAGCAGCUGCUGCUGCAGCAGCAGCAGGAGGAGCAGCGGCGCAUGCAGCAGGAACAGCUGCUGCUGCAGGAGAGGGAGGUGCAGCAGCAGCUAGCGGAAGAGGCCAAGCAAAUUGCUGCUUCGCUGCCGCUGCGCCCGGCCCCCGAGAACCUGAAGCAGCAGCAGCAGCAGCAGCAGCGGAGAGGAGUGCAGCAGCAGCAGCAGCAAAAACGGAAGCAAAAAGAAACUGACAACUUCAUUGAUGACUCAAUAGAAGGGGCCCUGAGCGAAGCAGAUGACGAGCUGCCGAGACACCGCAGAAGCAAAGGCAGCAGCAGCAGCAGCAGCAAAAAGAAAAAGAAGCAAAAGAAGAGGAAGCGCAGCAGCAACAGGGAGCAGGAGGGCGACGCUGCAACAGACGAAGACGCAGAAGCAGCAGCGGAGCAGCAGCAGCAGCAGCAGCAAGAGGAACGCCCCAGCAGCAAGAAAAAGGCUCGCAGGCUGCUGCGGCUGGCUGCUCGGGACCCCGAAGAUGACACCGACUUUGCAGCAGCAGCAGCAGAUGGGGAUGAAGCAGCAGCAGCAGCAGCAGCAGAGGGGGACGAUGCUGCAGCAGCAGAUGGAGACGCAGCAUCAGCAGCAGCUGAUGGGGACGAAAUAUCCGCAGCAGCAGAAGAUGGAGGCGAAGCAGCAGAAGCUGCAGAAGAUGGAGAGGAAGCUGCAGCAGCAGCAAAUGGAGCCGAAGCAGCUACUGCAUCACAGAGCCAAGCAGCAGCAGCAGCAGCAGCAGCAGAUCCACCAACCCACUUACUGAAGCGUCCCCGCGACUUCGAGACUGACGAAGAAGAGUCCGAUGCGUUAGGUGGAGCAGCAGCAGCAGAGCAAGAAGCAACAGCAGCAGCAGCAGCAGCAGAGGGCAGCGAAGGCAGCAGCGACUCAGAAAACUCCCACGAUAGAAAGCGCCGCAAGAAACGCAAAAAGCACAAACGGAAGAAGCAGCAGCAGCAGCAGCAGCAGCAGGAGAGAGAGGCCUAUGAAUCCGACUGA
Molecule: messenger RNA, 5151 nt
Organism: Eimeria tenella
Lineage: Eukaryota; Apicomplexa; Conoidasida; Eucoccidiorida; Eimeriidae
Product: TPR domain-containing protein, putative
Exons: 8
Coding region: 1-5151 (1716 amino acids)
Biological process (GO): regulation of transcription by RNA polymerase II
Cellular component (GO): nucleus; SWI/SNF complex
Molecular function (GO): transcription coregulator activity; protein binding
Source: RefSeq, a predicted model, not a curated record